UCUUCCCCGGAGGCCCAGUCGGGCAGCAGCAGCAGCAGCGAGGACGAGUUCGACCUGGGCGGGUCCUCGCUCAAGUCGGAGGGCGACGCCGCGAAGAGCAGCAGCAGCAGCAAGCCGGCGGACCCGGACAAGCUCUUCAGCGACGACAGCGACGACGAUGACAACACAGAGGGCGACGACAAGAAGGGGGUGACGUCCCCCAAGAAGGACGAGAAGGACAAGGAGAUGGAGGACCUCUUCGGCUCGGACUAUGACUCGGAGGAGGAGGAGUUCAAGGCCUCAGGUGUCAAGGAAUCCCCCGCGCGCGACGGCGGACGCAACAAUGAGGACCUCUUCGGCGACGACGCAGGAAACCGCGGUGCCGCGGGAGGCGCCGACGGGGACAACGGCUACUCGGACAACAUGUGGCUGCCCAAGACCCCCCGGGCCCCCAAGACGGCCAAGUACUUCAUCAGCAAGAUGCCCAACAUCCUGCGCCUGGUGCCGGAGCCCUACACCAAGGAGGCCAUCAGGGCUGAGAUGGAGAACCCGUCGGACGAGACGCUGUACCGCAACUACGUGCGCUGGCGCUACAAGCGCGACAACGCCACGGGCCGAGUGCUGCUGGACGACAAGACCAAGCUGCCGCUGCGGGAAUCCAACGCCAAGCUGGUGCAGUGGGAGGACGGCACGUUCUCCAUGUUCGUGGGCAAGGAGGCGCUGACGUUGUCGCGUCAGAAGCUGGCCAACUCGUUCCUGUUUGUGAACGAGAUGGCCAGUGACAGUCCGCACUUCCAGGACAGUGACGACGUGGUGCCCGGCCAGGAGAGCGUGCUGGAGGCCCACGCGCGGCUCAAGGAGAAGUUCACGAUCCGCCCCAUGACGACGGCCAGCAAGUCGCACAAGAGCCUGACCAUGUCCAUGCGCGCCAAGCACAACAAGAGUGUGCAGAAGCUCAAGGAGUACAUUUCCGAGCUGGACGGCGAGCGCGAGCAGGAGCAGCGUGUGAAGAUCACGGACGAGAAGCUCCGGCUGCAGAACCGCAAGAAGGCGCGCCAGGGCUACGAGUACGACCGCGAGCGCUCGUCGCGUAUGGAUGCGCAGUUCCUCGAGGAAGGCUACGACGCCAUGGACUACGACGAUGACGAACACGUGGGCGCGAUCAAGGAACAGUUCGGCAAGCGCAAGAGCUCGGCAGCGCACCGGAAGUCUGGCGCCCGCCGCCCCGUGCCUGGCGGCGGCUUUGACGAGUACCGUAGCAGUCAGCGCCAGCGUGAACUGGAGCGUGAGCGUGAAGCAGAGAGAUCAGAGAGCGACAACGACGCUGGCGUUGAUGAGGGCGAGGACGAAGAAGAAGAGGAAGAAGUGGUCAUCCGCAGCCACAAGAAGCGACGCACGGUCGAUGAAGAGGACUCGGAUUAAGGUUACGGUAACCACAGAAGAUAGGCAAGUCCAGACAAACUCGUUAUCCUCAAAUCUAGUUUUCUCUUAGCUCAUGUGCACAUACAUGU
Molecule: messenger RNA, 1490 nt
Organism: Phytophthora sojae
Lineage: Eukaryota; Oomycota; Peronosporomycetes; Peronosporales; Peronosporaceae
Exons: 2
Coding region: 226-1401 (391 amino acids)
Biological process (GO): transcription elongation by RNA polymerase II; positive regulation of transcription elongation by RNA polymerase II
Cellular component (GO): Cdc73/Paf1 complex; nucleus
Molecular function (GO): RNA polymerase II C-terminal domain phosphoserine binding
Source: RefSeq, a predicted model, not a curated record